AUGGCUCCUUCUGUGAAGCAGAGAAAGAUUGCUAUACUGGGCUCCAGAAGUGUCGGCAAAUCGUCCCUCACCGUCCGUUACGUCGAAGGCCACUUCGUUGAAUCUUACUAUCCGACCAUCGAGAACACUUUCAGUCAGGAGAUUCAGUACAAGGGACAGACGUUCUUGACAGAGAUUAUUGACACGCAAGGACAGGAUGAAUACAGCAUGCUCAAUUCCAAGCACUUUAUUGGUAUCCAUGGCUACAUGUUGGUCUAUUCCGUGGCGUCUCAACAGUCUUUCGAAAUGAUUAAGGUCAUUCACGAGAAGAUCCUAAAUCAUUUGGUCGUUAGGCUGACUCUCUUCGAGGGCGCUGACUCAGUGCCAAUCAUGAUCGUCGGCAACAAGAGUGACGUCCAAGAGGGUCAACGUCGAGUUUCGGAGGAACAGGGCAAGAAGGCCGCACGAGAGCUCAAAGGUGGCUUUGUCGAGACAUCUGCUCGUGAAAACAAGCAUGUCACCAAGGCAUUUGAAUUGAUGAUCGCUGAGAUCGAACGAACGGCCGAACCAGAGAAGCCAGCUGGCGGAGGGAAGUGCUCGGUCAUGUAG
Molecule: messenger RNA, 588 nt
Organism: Lithohypha guttulata
Lineage: Eukaryota; Fungi; Ascomycota; Eurotiomycetes; Chaetothyriales; Trichomeriaceae
Gene: RHB1
Product: GTP-binding protein
Exons: 4
Coding region: 1-588 (195 amino acids)
Biological process (GO): small GTPase-mediated signal transduction
Cellular component (GO): plasma membrane
Molecular function (GO): GDP binding; GTPase activity; GTP binding
Source: RefSeq, a predicted model, not a curated record